CUGACUCGCGGCCGCAUCGAUGACGGCCUGACCCGCCCGCCGCUGUCAAUCGUGAGCCGCCCGUACAGCCGAGCUGACCACCAGCUCAACGCAGCUCACCAUGUCCAACUCGGGCAUCGACGCUGAGGCCCUCUUCGAGCUGUACGGCUCGCGCGGGCUGAUCGACGUCCAAGGGCGCACGGUCCAGUUCUCCCAGCCACCGCCGAUCCGCUUCAGCGACUGCCGGCUGACGUACAACCAAGUGGCCGAGUUCAAGGAGUUGCUAGGCAUCGCCCCGGGCGGGCGAUCACGCGUUCCUCUCCCUCUACUCCGACUCACGACGGCCGGCGGCACCGCAGGGACGCCGCCGACGCUGCCCCCGAAAGAGAAGAGCAAUGGCACGAUCAACGCCGAGCAGCUCAACAGCGCGCUCAUGCGACCCACUGUCCGCCGCACGAGCUCAGUCCCGACAGGUCCAAACACCAGACCAGUGUGCCCCAACCUGCGUGACUUCACCCCCGUCCUCGUGACAAGGCCAUGGUUCAAGCACGUCAUGGAGCACUACCUUCAGGUGACGAUGGUGUCGGUUGUCUCCUGGCGGCCGGACGAGCUCGCCCCGAAACCAGUCGCGUGGGACUAUGACGGCGAGCCUGCAUCGCACGCGCCGCCGCCGUCCAUGCGGACCAACGUGUCGCCGACAGUGCACCCGACGCCGCGGGGCACGGUCAGCACCUUCACACCGCGCCCGUCGACCUCGACCGAGCCCACGACGGUCGUGACCGAUCCCACGCCGACGGCCGCCCAGAAGCGGCCCGCCGUGCCCCCCAUGUCCAGCAAGUCUGGCGGUGACCCCAAGAUCGCGAGCGCGGGUGCAUCUCCCGACACGCCAAUGUCGCCGCAUGCGCUCCCCCGGCAGCCGGUAGACCGCGGCGACAUGCUCUAUGUCGAGUCGUCCCGGUCAUACAGCCGCGUCAAGUUUACACGACACAUCGAUAUGCGAACGACGGUUGUGCGCCCCAAGAUCACGGCGCUGACGGCCACCUUUCUCACCAUGCACCUACGUGACGAUCUCGACGCGGCUCUGACGGUGUUCAUGUUCGCGCCGUCGCUUGUCGCUUCGGACAUUCGGCGGGCCAAGCUCUCCAAGGUGGUGGGGUACACGCGCACCAAGUCGCUCCUCGAGGCGCUGCUCUCGCGCAUGCACGAGCGCAAGGCGUAUACGACGGACGACGAGUGCCUCGGCGCAGCAUGUAACCUGCUCGUGGCGUACCUCGCGCGCGACGACACGGCGACCACCAAGCUGCUCAACUUUCGCCCGUCCGACUCGGAGUCGCCAGCCAAGAUCCACCAUCGGCUCAAGACGCUCUUCCGCUUCGUGCCCAACAUGUACCGUGAGGAUCUUGCGCUCUACGGCGUCCGCGUCGGGCUGGUGUACGGCGCGCUGGCGAUCUUCAUGAACGAGAAGGAGGUCAAGCUCGAGCGCCAGAACCGCAUGCUCGCGGCCGGGCUGGGUGCAGCCACCGCCGUCGUCUCCGCAGCGGCUGACAGCGUGCCGACCCCCGCCAAGCUGGCUGGCGCGACGGUCAAACUGAGCGUGAAGGUGGCCCAGGACGAGAUGACGGACUUCAUGGCCCGCGAGCAGAAGAAGCUCGCGCAGAUCGUCGCUGUCGUGGCGCACAAGUUCAACAUCCAGGUGCUCAGAGCCGCGCAGAUGGGCCGCCUUGCAAGCUUGAGGGCCCCAAUUCAGCCCACCGCAGCCGAUCUGGACAAGUUCCAGCGCAUCGCAAGCACUGUCCUGCAGAUGGUGGUCUUCGAGGCUGGGAUCGCUCUCGCCAUCGAGGAGGUCAAGGCAUCGGAUGUGCCUCCCGUCCCGGAUGCCAGCCCCCAGGAGACCCAGAGCAACGCAGCAACAGGAGGGGUCAUGGAGGCCAUGCCCCAGACUAUCCCAUGCUCGCUGUGUUGCCCGACUCGACGAGCAACGCGCCAAGUGUGCGAGGACGGUGGCCCGAAGCAGUGA
This is a messenger RNA of Vanrija pseudolonga, 1996 nucleotides long. RefSeq lists its product as uncharacterized. The coding region runs from base 101 to 1996 and encodes 631 amino acids. NCBI's taxonomy places the organism in Eukaryota, Fungi, Basidiomycota, Tremellomycetes, Trichosporonales, Trichosporonaceae. The record is from RefSeq and is a predicted model, not a curated record. The transcript has 5 exons.